CCAGGCUGUAGAAUGGUUUUCUGUGGGAGGCAAUCACUUUUGUACUUCUGAUGACAAAGUGUUUUCACUUUUGUCAAGCUUUUGGUCAACAAUUGGGCUGUAGAGAGAAAAGACCUACCUUUGAAAGAGAUGAAAACUGGUGGAACUGGUUUUGUCGGUUCUCAAAUGCUACCCAGGAUGUAUUCAAUGUCACCCUUCACACCACAUUGGCCCUCACCACAAAGCUGGUGCUUCCUACACCUGCCAAACCUAUCCUUCCAGUGCAAACUGGGGUCCAGGCUCAACAAGAGGAACAGUCAAGCGGCAUGACUAUAUUCUUUAGUCUUCUUGUAUUAGCUAUCUGCAUCAUAUUGGUGCAUCUAUUGAUAAGGUACAGACUGCACUUCUUGCCAGAGAGUGUUGCUGUUGUUUCUUUAGGUAUCCUCAUGGGAGCAGUUAUAAAAAUCAUAGAAGCUCAAAAGCUAGCAAAUUGGAAGGAAGAAGAGAUGUUUCGUCCCAAUAUGUUUUUUCUUCUUUUACUUCCACCGAUCAUAUUUGAAUCUGGUUAUUCAUUGCAUAAGGGGAAUUUUUUUCAGAACAUAGGCUCCAUCACCCUGUUUUCCGUAAUUGGGACAGCGAUUUCAGCUUUCAUUGUCGGUGGAGGAAUUUACUUUCUGGGUCAGGCUGACGUAAUUUAUAAAUUAAACAUGACUGAUAGCUUUGCCUUUGGUUCGCUGAUCUCCGCUGUUGAUCCAGUCGCUACUAUUGCUAUCUUUAAUGCCCUUAAUGUGGAUCCUGUGCUUAACAUGUUGGUCUUCGGGGAAAGCAUUCUCAAUGAUGCUGUCUCAAUUGUCUUAACAAACACAGCAGAAGGUUUGACAAGAGAACAUACAUCAGAUGUAAGUGGAUGGCAAACCUUUCUACAGGCGCUGGGUUAUUUUCUGAAGAUGUUCUUCGGGUCUGCAGCACUGGGGACUCUGACUGGCCUUAUUUCUGCAUUAGUGUUGAAGCAUAUUGAUUUACGGAAAACACCCUCCCUGGAGUUCGGAAUGAUGAUUAUCUUUGCUUAUCUUCCAUAUGGACUUGCUGAAGGUAUUUCUCUCUCAGGUAUCAUGGCUAUUUUGUUCUCUGGCAUCGUUAUGUCCCACUACACCCAUCAUAACCUCUCUCCAGUUACACAGAUUCUAAUGCAGCAGACUUUGAGAACCGUUGCAUUCAUGUGUGAAACGUGUGUUUUUGCCUUUCUCGGUCUGUCCAUUUUCAGCUUUCCUCACAAGUUUGAAAUGUCUUUCGUCAUCUGGUGCAUAAUACUUGUGCUCUUUGGAAGAGCUGUCAAUAUUUUCCCACUCUCCUAUCUGCUCAAUUUUUUCCGCGAUCACAAAAUCACACCCAAAAUGAUGUUCAUAAUGUGGUUUAGUGGUUUACGUGGGGCAAUCCCAUAUGCCUUGAGUCUCCAUUUGGGCUUAGAGCCAAUAGAGAAACGGCAGCUUAUUGGCACCACAACAAUUAUCAUAGUGCUGUUCACAAUUUUAUUGCUUGGUGGAGGAACCAUGCCCUUAAUUAGACUGAUCGAUAUUGAAGACUCAAAAGCAAGGCGAAAGAAUAAGAAGGAUGUUAACCUCAGCAAGACAGAAAAAAUGGGGAACACCAUUGAAUCUGAACACUUGUCUGAACUCACAGAGGAAGAGUAUGAAGCCCACUACAUAAAGCGCCAAGACCUCAAAGGUUUUAUGUGGUUUGAUGUCAAAUACUUGAAUCCUUUCUUUACAAGACGGCUCACACAAGAGGACUUACAUCAUGGACGCAUUCAAAUGAAAAGCCUCACCAACAAAUGGUAUGAGGAGGUGCGACAAGGACCCUCUGGAUCAGAAGACGAUGAACAAGAAUUGCUAUAACUGAAUGGAGGGCACCAAAAUUAGAUUAAGGACAAUUUAUUAAGAUGAGCUGAAUUGUGUGCUGGAUACAUCUUGGUAAUAUUGUCACGGGGAAACUAAUUUCUAAACAAAAUCUGCAGUUUACUUUGAAGUGAAAGACUAUUUUUAAUGCCACAUUUCAGAAUUUAUGGAGGUUAUGCUGAAUCCUUGAACAGUAAACAUGAAAAUGCAUUUGCAUACAAACUGAAUUUGGGAUAAUUAGGGAGAGAUAAUUAUCUCUGCUUGGAUUAUUAGUUCAGUGGUGCAAUGAUUGAUUGUACACAUUAUGAUUUGUGCUGUAAGUUUAUUUAAGAAGGGUUCUAUAGGACCAUUUCAGAAAACAGUGCACUUUAUUUUACCUCUUUUUUAAAAAAAAUACACUGGCCUUUUGGAAGUGAUAAGUAAUACUGUGAAUUUGCAUUACUUAUGAGCAAGUAGAUUAUUACUUAAGGUCCAUCCAUAAUUUGCACUCUUCACAUAUUGUGAACUCAGGAUGCAGAGAAAAAAUGUUGGGAGGCUGUUGCUGUGCUGGAACAAAAAACAUCUAAUCUAAAGCUUCAUGGUAUCUGAGAUUUCAAAGUAACAUACUAACAUGUUCUUUGUUUUCUAAGGUUGCAAUGGCCCGACCCAGAGUCUCAAUCCAUAACUUUCAUCACACUCCCCCUCUGCCAGUUGCAAUGCAGAGCUUUGUUUGGUAUUCACCAUACUUAAUUGCUGCCCCAGUAACUUGAAAAUACUUGCAUAGGAUACAGAAGCAUCAAAUAGCUCCGAUUCCUGAUUGGUAUUGGUUGCUUAAAGCAGCAGUAAGCAGCUGAUGUUUGGACAUUGCUUGCUCAGAAAGUGAGACAGAUAAACAAGAUGGUCCUUGGAUCCGUUUGUGGUAGGAGCAAAAGAGGUAAAUUCUGCCAGUUGUUUUUUCAUUCACAGAUUUGCCCCUGCUGCUUCAGUGUCACUCAGUCUAUUCAAAAAACACCUUGAAGAUUUACUGAAGAAGCUUGCAAAAAUGUAUUUGUAGUUUUAGAUGCAGCCAAACAGAGGGGAAGGAUGAUUUGCUUCAUUGUUCCUUAGGUGUAAAAUUCCAGCAAGCAGAAGAAUCACACGUCAAGGAGAAGGCAUCCUAACUUAGCUUUCACAUGAAUGGGCUAGUUUUACAUGUGAAAGAAGGCACUGUAUUUAUUAAACAUGUCAAUAUGACAUAGCAUCCCUAAAAAGUUGCUAGACAAAAAGAAAUGGGGCUUGGGAUGAGGUGUAUGGUUCAGUCUGCCGCACUGCUGCUCAACCUCGAUGUAGCACAGACAUUACAAGAAUGUUACACUGACAUUGCAGGGGAUAAACUGAACACAGAUGUUUUUUCUUUGAACACCAGCUUAUCAUUCAGUUUGUUUUGCAGUGUUGAGACCCAGAACACUGCAUACUUAAUUAAAGGGGAUUUGGUUAGAGUCCUUCCUUGUUCAUUACUUGUUUAAGCCUGUUCCACUUGCCAGGGAAAUGGUGAUGCUACGCCUUCUGUUUAGAAGCAAACAAUUAAGGUGAUAAUAUGUUUUAAGUUUUACUAGUCUUUGUGACAAUCCAUGAAGUGUGAAAGUAAAGGAAGACAAGCCACUCAUUCUUAUAAAAUACAUAAGCCGUA
This is a messenger RNA of Pogona vitticeps (central bearded dragon), 3522 nucleotides long. The record is from RefSeq and is a predicted model, not a curated record. Lineage: Eukaryota; Metazoa; Chordata; Lepidosauria; Squamata; Agamidae.